Drosophila teissieri is the source of this 3734-nucleotide messenger RNA. RefSeq lists its product as uncharacterized. The transcript has 3 exons. The record is from RefSeq and is a predicted model, not a curated record. The coding region runs from base 74 to 3514 and encodes 1146 amino acids. Gene Ontology annotation, molecular function: ADP-ribose diphosphatase activity. NCBI's taxonomy places the organism in Eukaryota, Metazoa, Arthropoda, Insecta, Diptera, Drosophilidae.
GUCCAUUUUCGAACUAAAAGACGCGCCUUUUCUUGUUUACGCGUUCGCACUAACUGUAAAGGGACGAAGCGAAAUGGAUAGAAGCGGUGGAAGCCAGGGAAAUGGCAGCUACAUGGACCAGAACUCGCUGGGCAUCCUGAACAUGGAUAAUCUAAAGGUCUUUGGCGACCUGUCCAGCUUCAGCAAAAGUGCAAGGAGGAGCGGCGCUGGUCGGGACUCCUCCGCCGUCCACGAGCGGCUCCGGGAAGAGCGACUGCGUGCGCUGGAGACACUGGAAAAACCCCGACCAUCGCGUCCCAGCCAAGCAAAGAGCACUGCCCACCAGAUGCGCUCCACUACAAACAUCUCGGAGCUGGUGACGGACGAAACCAUUGAUCUUAACAGCAGCGGCUCCUUUGCUUUGGUCACGCCCGCCACCAAGGGCACUAACAUCUCUUUUGAGCCUGCGGAGAUCACCGGCAGAUCCACACUCUGCCAGGCUGGAAAACAGCGCCGCAGGGAGAAGCCAUCCCUGUCUGUGGCCGAAAUCCUAAAGUCCUCCUUCGUUGAGAAGGCUCGUCUGUUGGAGAAGAAGCUACAGGAUGCCAGCCAGGUGGAAGCCAGCUAUCACUUAUCACGAGCCAACUCCAGUAGCCUCACAGAUUCGUUCAACUGCUCACGCAGCUUACCGCGCACUGCAGACAUGAGUGAUCUAAGUCUUAACGGCGGUGGGGGAUUCUCCUUCGGCUCUGCCUCGUUGGCGGCGGAAGGUCAGGAUGAGAGUUUCGCUCCCGCCGAGCUAAUGCAGUCCAAACUGGUGCUGGGUGAAAUCUCCUGGGCGCAGGAGUUUACAGCCAUGCCGACGGCCACGUUGAGCACACAGGCGAUGCAGAAGAUCGCCGCACCGCCGCCAUCAUCCGAAAUAGAAACCUCGGUGUCCAAUUCUGUCUUGGCUGGUGAUCCAGACUUCUCGCUGGGCAACUACUUCCAGACGCGAUCGGAAAAUAUAUGGAACAUUGUGAGCAACGGCAGCCCGAAUCGCUCCCGAUCCACUCAACCGCUAUUGGAACCUCAAACUAACGCGACCCUGGAUUCAGUUGGCGAGAAAACUCCGCAGCCAGACAACAAAACCUACACCAAAGCGGAUGCCAUGACUGGCUCAAAUCUUGGACGCAAUCUCAUGCGAAAAAUGCAGCAGGAUCGGAUUCAGACAGUUCUGAAGGGCAACAAUGGUGUGGCGGUGAAAGAGACCAAGCGUCCGCCAUCGAGCUCCGAGAUCCUAAGUCUCUCCGCAAUCGACAAGGCGCUUAGGGACAUAGAUCUGAACUCGGAUACAUCCACUGUAGAGGUGGUCAACCACUUGUGGGAGCAUGGUCGUGGCACUAAUAAUGAUGAUGGAGAAAACAAGGAGAACCAGAGCAGCAACUCCCAAGCGGAGCGCACAUUGUGCGGCUCCAACAAGCUUACGGACACUAUGAGUUUCACGGACUCUGUGCUAAACUCGACGGAUUUCCGUCAUUUGCAGCAGAGCAUCUCGCGCAAGCCGCUCAGUCCGCUGGCGGACCACCCGCAAAUUACCAUUAGCCGUGCGGACACCGAUCCCGUGGAGACGGAGGCCGAGGCUGACAUCGAUGAGUGGCCCUCGACGCCGGUGAAGGAGCCUAACCGCAGAGUGAGACGUACUAAGGUUUCGCCAAGAUCUGCAAGUCCGUCCAGUAGCGACGGAAUACGUCCACUAACCUGCACCGAGGAUGAAAACGAGGACGAGGACAAGACGCCAGUGAACAAGAAGAGGGUAUCGAUCUCCACAGUGGGAAUGAUUCCGCGCAAACCCUCAUCCUUAAGCAGCACUCGCUUGGAUGGAUGUGACGUUGCUGUGGCCUCUUCCACAGAACGUGAUUUUGGCAUUUCACCGAACCUCGCCAAAAACCUAUCACCCUUGUCCUCCCCAAGAAGCUGUCUCUCUUCGCCGCUGCUAGACAGCACAACUAGUUCCGACCGCAGGCAGCUCAUGAGUGGAGUAGCACGCAAGGCGAACUCCUCGCCCGCGGGAAGUGAGGCCAGUUCCACCAGCGGAUUCGCAGCAAGCGGAAGACGUGGACUAGGAUCCAGUUCUAUUACAGCACCGCGCAGUAUUUCGCGCUGCUCGAACUCCAGUGAGUUCAGUCAUCGCGAUGGGAAGCUGCUGCCCUUAAAGGUGACUCACACGACCCUCUGUUGGGGCAGCACAAAACUGCGUACAGAUGUCCGUAAGUCCAUGCAGGUGAAAAACACAGCGGACAAACGCCUCGUCAUUCGGCUUGGCAUCCAGGGACCCGGUUUCCAGCUGGUUGACUCCGGUAGCAGCACCAUCACACUGCAAGCCAUGGAAUGCCGGUCGGUGGUGAUUAACUUCUGUCCCACUGUCUGUGGAGCGGCCAUCGGAGCCUUGUCUUUUUAUGCACCGGCAGGAGCGCAUAACAGCAACCAGGCGGGCCUGGAGAUCCCGUUGUACGGCUACGGCGGCAGUGCGUCCAUCACCAUACAGGGUCUGCUAAAAGGACCGGUGGGCGCCAGUUUCCUUACCAUCGGUGAUGUAUGCGAGCUAUCCGCUGGUCCUCUUACUGCGAGUCUCAAGUUUCACAACAAGGGCCCUCUUACCGCUUUUGUGGGUAUUUCAGUGGACUCGACCGUGCUCAUGAAACUGCGUCUAAGCGAGGCCUUCGAAGUGCGUCCAAGCCGCAUGAUAUUGCCGCCAAAUAGCGAACGCUGCGUGCAGAUACUUUUCCGACCGAAUCGCGAGGACUUAAAGAACAUACUUAAGAAGACUGCGCCGGUGCUGACCCUGGCAAAUAUGCGGAUUUUCUGCGGAGACGAGCCCAACAGACAGCGUAUGCGCAGCUUGGUCCAAAGGAUGAGCAGUCGACAGCGGGAGAAGCUCACAUCACCGAUGCUGGACAGCAUUUGGGGCCAAUUUCCGGAUGAGCAGCCAGUACGCAACAUUGGCCAGCUCAACGAACCACCCGAGUUCAUCCUGGAUUUGGUCACCGUAGUGCGGAUUAUUGAUGUUGCGCUUACCCUCAAUCGGGAUUUUGAUGAAUCGUCGGAGAGCUCGCUAAUGUUCCUUCCGGAGGCCGAUGAAACCGUGUUAUUCCGGACCAUAUGUAUGGCCAAUUCGCCGACGCCAACGCAGAGCAACCUAUUGGAGCCUGUGGAUGAGCUAUUGGAGGCGGACACCACCACUUUGAUGCCCGUCGAGCGGAAUUGGUCUGUGCAGCCCGCUUCGCUGGAAUUCGGAGCCGGCGGAUCACCACUGGCCACUUUGGCCGUAACUAACAGCUUCUGCUCCAGGCAGCUCAUCGAGGUCACCUGCAGUGUCCCGGAUCUGGUGCGAAUCAGUCCCAGCGAGUGCUACGUUUCUCCGGAUGGCGGCCAGGCGGAGAUCGAUGUGCGCCUGCUCCGCUCACCCAGGCGGGAUUUGCUCGAAAAGGAGCCGCUCAUCGUGGUCUCCAUGGAGAACGAGCGCAUUAAUGUGCCGCUUAGUUUUAAGUUUUAAAAUUGGUUUAUUUGUGCCUGCUAAUUGCGUUUUCCAUAUGUUUGUGUUUCAGUAGCUAAAACAAAAAUCGCAUUGUAUUCUCGUGUACUUAUGAAAUGAAACUGUGUUUGUAGAGUAUUGUAAGGAAAACGAAAAUCUUUAAAGUUAAAAUAUUCGCUCGUUCUUAAAAGCUUCAUCUUGAUUGAAUAAAAAUAAAGAAGUGUAGUAGUGAUUCUCAAUA